UACAAAAGCUUUCGUCAAAAAUAUUUAUGUGAUUAAUCAUCAAAAGUUAUCACUGCUUGCUUUGACAAUCAAACCUCAUGUUAAAUGGGCCAUUAACAAUGUCCGUACGCUGCUCAGUUGUAAUAUUGCUGUAUAAUAUGUUUACGAUAUAAUUAAUUGAUAAGUUCAUACAUGUUUCCGACCCAAAUUGACUUGAAAGGUCCAAUAACUUAAAAUAAAUCCUGAACUCGAUCUAAUCAAAUCCAAAUGGUAAUCAAUUCAGUCUAGAUUCGAUUUUUAUUCAUUGGAUUUCAAAUGCACCAAUCCUCGAUCCAACCCGAACUGCAUGCGGCCCUAUAUCUUACUCUUCCUAUUUUCAUCAUCCCAGUUAAUGUGGCCACCAAUUGCAGGAAACAAACCACAACACCAAAUCAUCUGAAGGACUCUUUCUCCACUCUGUUCUUCUUCUUCUCCGGCAAGUCCUCACCACAUCUACAACCAUUCGAUUCGUCGUCACUCUUCCAUCUGCGUCAUUCCCUUGCGUUGCAUCCAUCCUGCCCAAAUCUUCCCUUAAAUGCUAAAUAGAAUCCAAAAUCCACUCAUGAGUGUGCUUCCCACUAAUCCAACAUUAUAUCCUCUUUAUUAGUAGGUAGACCUCUCAAUCUUGGCCCAGCACCAUUUUGACGGCCCAAUUAAAGUUUAUCAGACAACCUGAUUUGGAUCCAAAUUUUAAUCUGGGCAAAGUCGGCCCACCCACAGGCUACAUUCUAGCCCAACCCAGCUGUUAUUUAUAACGCGUACGGUCGUUCGUAUCCCGUGUUCCUCCUGGUGCUCAUCCUCCACCUCCACUCGCCGGCGGAAAACGCCACCAGCUCUCGCGGUACGCCCCCUCCCUUCUCUCUCUGUAUGUAUUAUAUAUAGCGGGUUGAAACUCCUCGUAUCUCGACGCCGCCACUUCCUCAUUCCCUUCUGCUAUCUCUUCUACCUUCUCCCCAUCAGAUCCCGCAGCGCCACGCCUCUCAAAAGUUUGUGCCCUGGAUCCCCCAACCGGGGUUGGACUCUCCCCCUUUUCGAUCUCCCCGGAAUUCGAGCCUGUCGAAGAGCUCUGGUCCAUCCACUUGUGCUGAUAUAAACCAAGGUUCAUGGCUGAGACUGUAAAACAAGGUCAAAGUAAAUCUGAUCUUCUUGAGAAACAAAAUACUUUGGACGAUGAUGGAAUGAGAAGGAAAGCUGAAAAUUUAAGAGCUAGAAAGAAAAAACGAUCUCGUAAAGACUUAGAUGGUGCUGAAAAGCAUGGGAUUUGUUAUUUGAGCCGGGUUCCGCCCCACAUGGAUCCAUCACAUGUCCGUCAAAUCCUCUCUAAAUACGGAGAUAUACAACGCAUAUAUCUCACUCCAGAAGAUCCUACAGCUCAAGUGCAACGCAAGCAGGCUGGUGGUUUUCGGGGAAAAGAGUUUUCUGAAGGGUGGGUUGAGUUUACAAAGAAAAGUGUUGCCAAGAGGGUUGCAAAUAUGCUAAAUGGUGAACAAAUAGGAGGGAAGAGGAGGUCAUCAUUCUAUUAUGACAUUUGGAACAUCAAGUAUCUAAGUAAAUUCAAGUGGGAUGACUUGAUUAGUGAGAUAGCUGAGAAGAAUCGCGUUCGGGAACAAAAGCUAAGCUUGGAGAUAUCUGCUGCAAACAGGGAGCGUGACUUCUACAUGUCGAAAGUUGAACAGUCUCGUGCUCUGAAACAUAUGCAGGAGCGUAAAAAGAAGAACCAGAAGGCUGAAGGUUCAGAAUCUGGUGAUAUGCCGGAACCCAAGGUCAUUCGCCAAUUUCCCCAAAACCGGCCAGUUGCCGAUAGUAGUGUUCAAAGUAAACCAAGGCUCUCAAAAGACAUUUUGGCAGGGGUAUUUAGCGGCGGUUCGAAAUGAUUUUUGUAGCUAGCUAUUUUGGAAGAAAAUUAUCUCUAACAAUUUUGAGGAGGAAGCAUUGUUGUUGCAUGGAUAAGCGUUUUGAUUGCAUCUGAGAGGCUUUCGUUGGAAUUCCAUAAUCUUAUCUGCUGCUGUGCACAAAUAGUUUUAAUUUCUUUUAAUUAGUGAUUUCUGCUUAUGAGCAAUCUUCAGAAAUUGGAGAUUUCAGCAAUCCAUGGUCAUCUCAAUGACAUUUGUGUCAAUAGUGGCAGCAUUGAGAUGAUGAGAAAAUGUAAUACCCCAAAGAUUGGGUAAAAUGAACUUUUCGAUGUAUGGUUUGUGCUAUCAUUGAAGUGAACUUGUUGAGAUAACCAAGCCCAUUAUCUCUGUGCUUUUUUUCAAAUGAAACAGUUUUGAAUUAAA
Molecule: messenger RNA, 2294 nt
Organism: Phoenix dactylifera (date palm)
Lineage: Eukaryota; Viridiplantae; Streptophyta; Magnoliopsida; Arecales; Arecaceae
Source: RefSeq, a predicted model, not a curated record